Cetraspora pellucida is the source of this 174-nucleotide messenger RNA. NCBI's taxonomy places the organism in Eukaryota, Fungi, Glomeromycota, Glomeromycetes, Diversisporales, Gigasporaceae. The record is from the annotation of a GenBank genome assembly.
AUGGAUAAUGAAACCCAAAGCAUCUGUUCUGCUGUUAGUCAAAAUGAAAGAUCUGAAGCAACCAAUAUUAAUAAGGGCUCUGAGGCAUCAACUGUAAUAACCAUCGUUAAUAAAAAUUCUGAACUAACCAUUGUUAAUAACAAAAAGCACAAAAGAAAUGAUUCACAGUCUUGA